UUAGAGAGAGAGAGAGAGAGAGGAGGAGGAGGAGGGAGAACGAGGGAGAGAGGAUCGCUUCGUAUAAAAGCCAGCGAAGGCUUGACGAAGAUUUCUUUUUCAAGUGUGGGGAUAGGAAGAGGAAGCGCGAGAGGCAAGGAGAGUUUGUGUCUGUCUCUCGCCUUCCAGACACAGGAAAGUGCGGCCAUGGCGGACUCGAGCGAUUCGGUUUCCGUUGAUAUGGAGACGAUCUCUCUUGGUGGAAAGGAACAUAUUGUACAGACAGGCCAUGGUCCUGUGUCUGUUGUGGUGUUUGGCGACCAGGAUAAACCAGCACUUGUUACUUAUCCUGACUUAGCUCUAAAUCAUAUGUCCUGUUUCCAAGGAUUAUUCUUUUGUCCAGAAGCCGCUUCUUUGUUGCUUUACAACUUCUGCAUUUAUCAUAUUAGCCCUCCUGGGCAUCAGUUGGGUGCUGCUGCAAUUUCUUCAGACAUCCCUGUGCCUUCUGUUGAUGACUUAGCAGAUCAGGUUGCUGAUGUUCUCGACUUCUUUGGGCACUCAUUUUGUACUGGAAGGCUGUAGAAAGUCUUUAGAAUAUUCUUCUGUGGAGGAACAAAAGGGAAGACAAAUCCCCCGUCGUGACAGUUUCUUUGAAAAAUAAUUUGCUUCUAAUGGUGUGAGCAUGCUAUUUUCUGCUUUUA
This is a messenger RNA of Macadamia integrifolia, 680 nucleotides long. RefSeq names its product protein NDL2-like. The coding region runs from base 187 to 561 and encodes 124 amino acids. The transcript is spliced from 5 exons. The record is from RefSeq and is a predicted model, not a curated record. NCBI's taxonomy places the organism in Eukaryota, Viridiplantae, Streptophyta, Magnoliopsida, Proteales, Proteaceae.